UGCCCGGCUGGUUUUUUCUAUAGGGCCUCCCAAUCUACAUGGGGCAGGGCUUAGCUGACAACUUUCAGCCUAUCGGGUGACAGGUGGUCACUACAACACUAUCUUGGAAGUACAGUUGAUGUUUAUUGUUUAAAGAGGUACCAGUAGUAUUCUCUUCAACACAAUAUUGACAUAGAGCAGAUCAUCCGUUCAGCAUCAGUCAUGAAGAUUGCAUCUUUCAACAUCCAGCGGUUUGGGAAGCACAAGCUUUCUGACCCACAGAUCCUUGCUAUUCUUGUGAAGAUUGUGUCUCGCUAUGACAUGCUAGUGGUUUUGGAGGUGGUGGAUGCGAAUGGGUCUGCUGUGAAAAAGUUCCUGGAGGAAUUAAAUAAGGCAAAUAAAGAACAUCGGUACACUAUGCAAGUCAGCCCUCGUCUGGGGAGAGACACUUACAAAGAGCAGUAUUUGUUUCUGUACAGGGAAAACAUGGUGGAACUGGUUGGUUCGUGGCAGUAUGAGGACAAACAGCCAGGAGAUGAGGAUGCCUUCGCCAGAGAACCAUUCAUUCUUCGCUUUAAAUGUCUUUACACUGUGUUAGAAGACUUGGUAAUGAUCCCAGUCCACACCAAGCCUGAGGACUCAGUAAAGGAGCUGGACGAGCUUUAUGAUGUCUUCCUGGAAGUGAAGAAGAAAUGGAAGACAGAUAACGUAAUGUUCCUGGGUGACUUCAAUGCAGACGGGUCCUACGUUUCUGCCAAAAGAAUGAAAACCAUACGCAUCCGCAGUGAUAAACAUUUCCACUGGCUGAUUGCGGAUGACGUGGACACAACAGCCAACAACAGCAAUGACAACACGUAUGACAGGAUUGUGGUCUAUGGGGAUGACAUGCUUGAUGCCGUGGUGCCAAACUCUGCCAAACCAUUCAACUUCCAAAACGCAUAUGGACUUAAUGACACAGAUACCUUGAAAGUGAGCGAUCAUUACCCUGUCGAGGUAGUGUUGAAAAACAAACCAACUAAAUAGAGUUCAGGUAGUGACCCACCAAACCCUGCACAUGAACAAGUCGAUGAAGGGACUGUGCAGAAAGGACACGAGGACACCAUCUAGAAUUAAAACUGAAUAGGAGAAGUUGAAUUUAGAGAUCCAGGUGAAGAAUGCCUUUAACCAGUCUUGGAAAGUGACAAUGAACUGUUAAACAUUUUGCAUUUACUAGGCACAUGUAGUCAUGUACUAUUUGUCACGUUUGACUGUAGUGUGGCUAUUGAUGACUUGUAAUGGGCGUAAUGCAAGUGUUUUGAAAACCCCAAUAAUGAUUAUGGAGUGAAAAUAUAACAGUAGUUACAAACUU
Messenger RNA from Esox lucius (northern pike), 1327 nucleotides. RefSeq names its product deoxyribonuclease 1 like 4, tandem duplicate 1 (gene dnase1l4.1). Gene Ontology annotation, molecular function: DNA nuclease activity. NCBI's taxonomy places the organism in Eukaryota, Metazoa, Chordata, Actinopteri, Esociformes, Esocidae. The transcript has 10 exons. The coding region runs from base 202 to 1002 and encodes 266 amino acids. Gene Ontology annotation, cellular component: nucleus. The record is from RefSeq and is a predicted model, not a curated record. Gene Ontology annotation, biological process: DNA catabolic process.